This is a messenger RNA of Stereum hirsutum FP-91666 SS1, 3882 nucleotides long. Its product is annotated as ubiquitin carboxyl-terminal hydrolase 5. The coding region runs from base 117 to 3446 and encodes 1109 amino acids. Lineage: Eukaryota; Fungi; Basidiomycota; Agaricomycetes; Russulales; Stereaceae. The transcript is spliced from 19 exons. Gene Ontology annotation, biological process: regulation of protein stability; protein deubiquitination. Gene Ontology annotation, cellular component: nucleus; cytosol. Gene Ontology annotation, molecular function: protein binding; cysteine-type endopeptidase activity; cysteine-type deubiquitinase activity. The record is from RefSeq and is a predicted model, not a curated record.
UGCCUGCUCCGUAUCGGCCACUGAACCUGCUCUCUCCCUCUUACGCCCAUCCUUCUCCCUGGCUUUUCUUUAUUUCCUGUCCAUACGACGUCCCAACUUAGGACUUCAUCAGUAGCAUGAGUGACAUGGAGGUCCUCGACGAGAAAGCGAACGGGGGGCCAACCAUGGACAUUGACGAGGUCGUAUCCGUCAAAGAUCAUGAGGCAUUCGCCGCCAAACACAUGCCCGACCUCGGUCACGACGUGAAGGAGUUCAUGGUGUACACUUGGAAGCUAAACCAUUGGAAGAAGCUCGAAAAGAAAAUGCACAGUCCGGAAUUCGAAUGUGGCGGUCAUAAAUGGCGGAUAUUGUUGUUUCCAUUCGGCAACUCCAACGCCCCACCGAAUGAUACCGUCUCUGUAUACCUAGACUAUGCUGACCCCAAGCGAGCGCCCGAAGGGUGGCACGCUUGCGCACAGUUCGCCCUUGUUAUCUCCAACCCCCACGAUCCAACAAUCUACACCGUUAGCCACGCGCACCAUCGUUUCAUUGCGGAGGAAUGCGAUUGGGGCUUUACCCGCUUCAGCGAGCUGCGUAAGCUCUUCAGCACACAAGAAGGCUACUCUCGACCGACGAUUGAGGAUGAGACGGCGGACGUAUCCGUGUUCGUGCGAGUACUGGAGGAUCCGACUGGCGUGCUGUGGCACAACUUCGUCAACUAUGAUUCGAAGAAAGAGACGGGUUUCGUUGGUAUGAAGAACCAGGGCGCUACUUGUUAUCUGAACUCUCUGCUACAGUCCCUGUACUGCACAAGAUCGUUCCGCAAGGCCGUCUACGAGAUCCCAACGGAAGAUGAACACCCAACAGAGAGUGUGGCGCUGGCCUUGCAACGAGUAUUCUAUCACCUACAAACAUCAGAUCAGCCCGUCGGCACGACCGAGUUGACCAAGUCUUUUGGCUGGAAGUCAUUAGAUUCAUUCCUGCAGCAUGACGUACAGGAGCUUAACCGUAUUCUGCAGGACAAGCUCGACACGAAGAUGAAGGGUACGAUAGCAGAAGGGGCCAUCGGGAAACUCUUUACAGGGAAGAUGAAGAGCUAUAUCAAGUGUGUCGAUGUCGAUUUUGAGUCUUCUAGGAUUGAGGACUUCAACGACAUCCAGCUGAACGUGAAGGGCAACAAGAACCUGAUGGAGUCUUUCAGGGACUACGUCGCGGUCGAGCCUCUUGAAGGAGAGAACAAGUACCAGGCUGAAGGGUAUGGUCUUCAAGACGCAAGGAAGGGUAUCAUCUUCCAGUCAUUCCCUCCCGUUCUACACCUACAGCUUAAGCGAUUUGAGUAUGAUAUCCAACGCGAUGCCAUGGUCAAGAUCAACGACCGUCAUGAGUUCCCCUUCGAGAUCGAUCUCGACGAAUUCCUCGACGAGACGGCAGACCGAUCGUCACCGUGGGUCUACAAGCUCCAUGGUGUGCUCGUACAUUCUGGUGAUCUCCACGGUGGCCACUACUUCGCUCUCAUCAAGCCGGAUAAUGACACUCGAUGGCUCAAAUUUGACGACGAUAGGGUGACGCCUGUGACGGAUCGUGAGGUGCUGGAAGAGAACUAUGGUGGCGAGGCGUUGAAUGGCGUUGUGCCAACUCUCCAAAGAAACCAAGCACGGUCGAUGAAGAGGUUCACUAACGCGUACAUGUUGGUCUAUAUCCGCGAGUGCAAGGUUCCUGAGGUGUUGCCACCCUUCACAGAAGAGGACACCCCUCCCCAUCUCAAGCGGCGACUAGACGAGGAGAGGCUACAGAUCGAGGCGAAAAGGCGGGAACGAGAGGAGCAACAUCUCUUUCUCACCGCGAAGGUUAUUACGGAUGAUACCUUCACGCAACACGAAGGCUUUGACCUGGCUUCGUUCGAUGAGAAAAACUGGCCUCCUUCAGAGCUUCCAACGUUCCGCGUCCUCAAGCAAGAACCUUACAGCACCUUUAAGACUCGAGUAGCGCAGCAUUUCAACUACCCCGAGAACCAGAUCCGCCUCUGGGUCUUGGUCAAUCGACAAAACAAGACUGUCCGGCCUGAUGCUCCUAUCCCGGAGAAUGAGCCUCCUCUCACUGUCGAUGUGAUUCGGAACAAUAUGGCUGCGAGGCAGACUGAUCUGCGACUGUACCUCGAUGUCAUCCCAGACCCAACCAAGUCGCAGCCCGAGCUCCCACAAGGGUCCAUCAUGAUCUUCCUCAAGCAUUUCGACACCUCGAAACAGACCUUGCACGGUGUCGGGAAGGUUUACGCCCAGCGAAACGCUAAAGUCAGCGACUUGAUUCCGACGAUCAACGAGAAGAUGCGGUGGACGCCUGGGACGCCGUUGAAGCUUUACGAGGAGAUCAAGCCUGGAAUGAUCGAGCUCAUGAAGCCAAAGGUCACGUUCGCGCAGAGUGAGAUUCAGGACGGUGAUGUUGUUUGUUUCCAGGUUGAUAUUAGCGAGAAGGAGGUCCACGAUCUUGAGAGCCAGGGUCUCUAUUCGAAUCCGAUCCAGUUCUAUGACUUUUUGCAGAACCGGGUCAUGAUCGUCUUCCGGCCGAAGGGCGAAGAGCCUGACCAAGACCGCACGGAGUUCAGUUUAGUGCUCAGCAAGAAGCAGACCUAUGACACGAUGGCCCAGAAAGUCGCUGAAUACUUGCGACAUGACCCCAUCAAACUCCGCUUCACGACCACCCAUGCAGCGAACGGCACUCCCAAGGCCAUCCUCAAACGCUCAUUAAACCAAAGCGUCGCCGAGAUCAUCUCCCCGAACUACGUCAACCCCGCCACGACCGUCAUCCUCUACGAGAAGUUGGACGUCUCGAUCGUCGAGCUCGAGACCAAGCGAAGCCUUAAGGUCGCCUGGACUGGCAUCCACAACAAGGAGGAGUCCACACAUUCCUUCCUCCUCCCCAAGACGAGCCCUGUCAGCGACCUCGCGGAUCACCUGGCGAAGCAGGUCACCAUGGUCUCUGGCGGGCCCGGGUCAGGGAAGAUCAGGGUGUUCGAGGUGUCGAAGGAUGGGAAGACACAGAGGGAGUUUACGGGCUCGGAGAUGAUUGGGAAUAUUCCAGAUCCGGUGGAGCUUUAUGCGGAGGAAGUGCCUUGGGAGGAGUUGGAGGCGGAGGAAUCGGAUAAGGUUAUCAGUGUUUUCCAUUUCUCGAAGGAGGUGUCGCGGACACAUGGGGUGCCAUUCAAGUUUGUUGUUAAGCCUGGUGAGAAGUUCGCGGACACGAAGAAACGUCUGCAAGCACGACUCGGCGUGUCAGACAAGGACUUCUUGAAGUACCGCUUCGCACUGAUCCAAGCCGCCACCUUCAAACAACCUUCCUAUAUCGAGGAUGAGGACACGAUCUACGAUCACAAGUUCGCCCCCGAAGACGUCCUCGGCCUCGACCACCUCGACAAGUCAGGCAAGACGAGAACGGGCGCGGGGGAGAAGGCGAUCGUGAUCCGGGGUUGAGGACGUGUGGCUUCUAGGUCAGGCAGGCACAUACUCAAGAGAGAGUGCGGACGAGCGAUAUGUAAAUUGUAUAAAUACAGGUUGAUGAGGAUGAGACCAGGCCAUCUAUUUUUUCGUUGUUGUUCUACGCACGGGGCGAUAUUGGAGCUGAGGAUGCGGGGCUAGGAGGAACGCUUCAGUGUCCGGCCGGGCUUCGUUGGUUUGGUGGUCUGUGGGUCUGCGACGGGCACUUGGCAGUCGGCUGCUGUCGUCACAUAUAUGUUUCUGUUUUCUGUUAUGUGUGCGCUUCGUUUUAAAUUUUGUGGAUUACGCUACUAGUAAUGUCUGGACUACCGAACGUCGGUCGAGUCGUCUAACACGCCGUUUCUACCUAGUAUGUUCAUCACACUUGUACUUGUCUCGAUUCUCUUUCAAUCCCAAUAUUUGCCUCUCUUUU